This is a messenger RNA of Monoraphidium neglectum, 495 nucleotides long. RefSeq lists its product as hypothetical. The record is from RefSeq and is a predicted model, not a curated record. The transcript is spliced from 5 exons. Bases 1 to 495 code for a protein of 164 amino acids. NCBI's taxonomy places the organism in Eukaryota, Viridiplantae, Chlorophyta, Chlorophyceae, Sphaeropleales, Selenastraceae.
AUGCGCGCGGCGCUGCAGCGGGCGGUGCACGAACUGCUAGAUGACGCAGUGGCGCAGGGCCCGCCGCCGCCCUCGCAGCUGGCCGCGCGCGUGCGCUGCCUGCAGGCGGCCGUCGCGCAGCUGGCGCCGGCGCUGGGCUUUGACCUCAGUCCCGACCUUUUUGAGUCUCUGCUGCUGCACUGCCAGCCGGAGCCGGGGUCGGACGCGCACCCCUUGGACGGGCCGGGCAGCGCAGGCGGCAGCGCGGAGGGGCCGCAGGGGCCCGCGCUGCGGAUGGUGGAGGCGUACGGCGCGUGGCUGCAGGACGUCCUCGUGCGCGACUCCCGUGGCGUGGGCGUGAUGUACGCCCCCGCGGCGCGCGCGUUCACGUGCGUGUCGCGGGGGGCGCGCGCCGAGGUGGCGGCCUACGCGUCGCUGGGGGAGCUUACUGAGCUGUUCAGGGUGGCAAGGUGGUUUGCGCUGAAUUUCAGCGUUUCUAUCGGCCGUUGGCAUUAA